Molecule: messenger RNA, 1078 nt
Organism: Nothoprocta perdicaria
Lineage: Eukaryota; Metazoa; Chordata; Aves; Tinamiformes; Tinamidae
Gene: PSMG2
Product: proteasome assembly chaperone 2
Exons: 7
Coding region: 75-872 (265 amino acids)
Biological process (GO): proteasome assembly
Cellular component (GO): nucleus; cytosol
Source: RefSeq, a predicted model, not a curated record
GCGUCACGGCCGCGCUCGCCUCCUGCGGUGGGAGUGGACGGCGCGCCGUUGUUGGCGCUCGCCUGGCUGCCGGCAUGUUCGUUCCGUGCGACGCCGCCGCCGGGCCCGACCUGCGGGGCUUCACGCUGCUCGCGCCCGCAGUAUCAGUGGGAAAUGUUGGUCAGCUGGCAAUAGACCUAGUGAUUUCCACACUAGGCAUGACUAAAGUUGGCUACUUCUACACUGAUUGUCUUGUGCCAAUGGUUGGGAAUAAUCCAUAUGCAACUGCAGAAGAAAACUCAACGGAGCUGAGCAUAAAUGCUGAAGUAUAUUCGCUGCCUUCAAGGAAACUUGUAGUUCUGCAAAUCAGAUCACCUUUUAUAAAGAACAAAUACAGAGCAUUUUCUGAAGCAUUGCUUGACUGGGUGCUAAGCAGCAAAUGUGCCAGAGUUAUUCUUCUGUCUAGCAGCCAUGCAUACCAGCGUGACGAUGAGCAACUUCUUGGGACUCCACUGCGCUACUUACUUACACCUGCACUUGAGGAAUCAGUAGCAGGCCUUAUGCAGGGAUUAAAAUGGAAAGAAAUGGAAAAAGUAGCAGCCUACCCUGGAGUAAACGAUACAGAGAAAAUUCUAAAUAUACCUGGAGGUGGCAUCACAAAACUGCUGUUUACCGAGUGUUGUUCAAAAGGAAUCCAAAUGGCAGUUCUUCUGAAAUUCUGCUCUGAAGGGGACAAUAUCCCUGAUGCAUUUGCUCUUGUUAACUAUCUUAAUGAAUGGCUCCAGYUAAUUAAAUGUGAAAGCAACAAUUCUACAGCUACUUCUCCACAGUGGAAAAUACCAAGUUCUUGGCGCUUGCUUUUCGGCAGCGGUCUCCCACCUGCGCUCUUCUAAUUGCUUCUGGGUUUUCCUGCAAGCCUCCCCUUUACGUGUAACAUCCCCCGAGAAGAUGGUUGCUCAGUAAUUGCCAAGCAACAGCAGCUUGCUUUGCUGUGKACAUAAAUAUUCUUUAUAUAAGAAGAAAAUUCCUUUUGCAUAUUAGGCCUAUUGACCAAAGAAAUAUGGUUUGUACAGCUGUUUAUGGGAAUACUGUUCUUUUU